This is a messenger RNA of Oncorhynchus nerka (sockeye salmon), 3159 nucleotides long. Its product is annotated as far upstream element-binding protein 1-like. Lineage: Eukaryota; Metazoa; Chordata; Actinopteri; Salmoniformes; Salmonidae. Gene Ontology annotation, biological process: regulation of DNA-templated transcription. The transcript has 17 exons. Gene Ontology annotation, molecular function: mRNA binding. Gene Ontology annotation, cellular component: nucleus; cytoplasm. The record is from RefSeq and is a predicted model, not a curated record. The coding region runs from base 67 to 2058 and encodes 663 amino acids.
CAGGAUCAUUUCCGAUGAGAACGGCCAUUUUCUCUCUCUCUCCGGAUUUGUUCAUUUGCAACAGAUAUGGCCGACUAUUCAAACGUGGCUCCGCCGUCGGGAAAUGGCGCAGGAAUGAACGACGCUUUUAAAGACGCACUUCAGCGAGCUAGACAGAUUGCGGCAAAGAUUGGGGGGGACGGCGUACCCCCCGCGGCGCCCUCAGGCAGUGAGUUUGGCUAUGGAGGCCAGAAGCGACCCCUUGAAGAUGCCGGUGAGUACGACCAACCAGAGACCAAGAAGGUGGCACCUAAUGACUCGUUCUCAACAGCGAUGGGAAUGGGAGGAAUGGGAGGUGGAGGAAUGGGAGGUGGAGGACCACGAUCGUUGUCAGAGGAGUUCAAGGUUCCUGACGGGAUGGUUGGAUUCAUUAUUGGAAGAGGAGGAGAACAGAUAUCCCGCAUGCAACAGGAAGCGGGCUGCAAAAUCCAGAUCGCCCCCGACAGUGGAGGAAUGCCUGAUAGGUCGGUGACACUGACUGGAUCCCCAGACUCCAUACUAGCUGCCAAGAGGCUGCUGACGGAGAUCGUUGAUAAGGGUCGUCCUUCUCCAGCCUUCCACCACAACGACGCCGGUGGCCCCGGUAUGUCUGUCCAGGAGAUGCUGGUCCCUGCCUCCAAGGCUGGCCUGGUCAUCGGGAAGGGAGGAGAGACCAUCAAACAGCUGCAGGAGAGGGCCGGGGUCAAGAUGGUCAUGAUUCAGGAAGGGCCUCAGAACACAGGAGCGGACAAACCUCUACGCAUCUCUGGGGAACCUUUUAAAGUCCAGCAAGCCAAGGACAUGGUGAUGGAGCUAAUCAGAGAGCAGGGCUUCAGGGAGCAGAGAGGAGAGUACGGCUCCAGGAUGGGAGGCGGCGGCGGCGGAGGAGGAGGAGGAGGUGGUGGAGGAGGAGGAGGAGGAGAGGGCCUAGAUGUUCCUGUCCCCAGGUUUGCGGUAGGAAUCGUGAUCGGGAGAAACGGAGAGAUGAUCAAGAAGAUCCAGAGCGACACAGGAGUCAGGAUCCAGUUCAAACCAGAUGACGGCACUACUCCGGAGAGGAUAGCCCAGAUCAUAGGUCCUCCAGACCAGUCCCAGCAUGCAGCAGAAAUCAUCACUGACCUUCUGAGGAGUGUCCAGCAGGGGGGGCCGGGCGGUCCUAACGGAGGGGGCAGGGGGAGAGGCAGGGGGGGUAACGGGGGUGGUAACUGGAACAUGGGUCCUCCGGGAGGAUUGCAGGAGUUCACCUUCACCGUCCCUACCAUGAAGACUGGACUCAUCAUCGGCAAAGGAGGAGAGACCAUCAAGGGCAUCAGUCAGCAGUCUGGAGCGCGUAUUGAGCUCCAGAGAAAUCCUCCCCCCAACUCCGACCCCAACAUUAAGAUGUUCACCGUCCGAGGAUCUCAUCAACAGAUAGACUACGCACGGCAGCUGGUCGAGGAGAAGAUCGGGGGUCCAGUCAGUCCAAUGGGUGGUCCUCACGGCCCACCAGGCCCCCACGGAGGUCCCUCUCCCCACGGGCCCCCCGGCCCACCUGGACCACCUGCUCAGAUGGGCCCCUACAAUCCCGGCCCCUACAACCAGGGACCCCCUGGACCACAUGGUCCUCCGGCUCCCUACCAGCCUCAGGGUUGGGGCAACGGCUUCCCCCAUUGGCAGCAAGGACAGCCAGACCCCGGUAAAGCUGCAGCUGAUGCCAACGCGGCGGCCUGGGCAGCGUAUUACUCCCAGUACCAGCAGCAACCCCAGGCCCCCAUGACGCCCACCGGCGGAGCCCCCGGCAACCCACAGGCCAAUGGGCAAGGGCAGCAACCACAGGACUACACUAAGGCCUGGGAAGAGUACUAUAAGAAACAAGGUCAAGCUGCCCCCCAGGCAUCAGCAGCAGGCGGUCAGCCAGGCGGUCAGCCAGCCGGGCAGCCAGCCGGUCAGCCAGACUACAGUGCUGCCUGGGCAGAGUACUACCGUCAGCAGGCUGCUUACUACGGACAGGGCAGCCCACAGGCCAUGGGGGCCCAGCCGCAAGCACCUCAGGUGUUAUAGGGGACAGGAGUCGUCGGUGUUGCCCAGAAGAAACUAAUGCUACUCUUACCUCCUUUAGACAGGGUUAAUAUUAUAUAUACAUAUACAUAUACACAGUCCAGUCAAAUGAUUUGAUGCACCUACUCAUUCACUCAGGGUUGUCCAUUUUCUACAUUGUAGAAUAAUAGUGAAGAAUUCAACUAUGAAAUAACACAUAUGGAAUCAUGUAGUAACCAAAAAAGUGUUAAACAAAUACAUAAUAAUAACCAUAAAAUAUAUUUGAGAUUCUUUAAAUUAGUCACCCAUUGCCUUUACGACAGCUUUGCACAUUCUUGGCAUUCUCUCAACCAGCUUCACCUGGAAUGCUUUUCCAACAGUCUUGAAGGAGUACCCACAUAUGCUGAGCAUUUUUUUGGGCUGCUUUUCCUUCACUCUGCGGUCCAGCUCAUCCCAAACCAUCUCAAUUGGAUUGAGGUCAGGUGAUUGUGGAGGCCAGGUCAUCUGAUGCAGCACUCCAUCACUCUCCUUCUUGGUCAAAUAGCCCUUAAAUAGUCUGAAGGUGUGUUGGGUCAAUGUCCUGUUGAAAAACAAAUGAUAGUCCCAUUAAGCGCAAACCAGAUGGGAUGGCGUAUUGCUGCAGAAUGCUGUGGUAGCCAUGCUGGUUAAGUGUGCCUUGAAUUCUAAAUAAAUUACAGACAGUGUCACCAGCAAAGCACCAUCACACCACCUCCUCCAUGCUUCACGGUGGGAACCAAAAAUGUGGACUCAUCAGAUCAAAAGGACAGAUUUCCACCGGUCUAAUGUCCAUUGCUCGUGUUUCUUGGCCCAAGCAAGUCUCUUCUUAUUGGUGUCCUUUUAGUAGUGGUUUCUUUGUAGCAAUUUGACCAUGAAGGCCUGAUUCACACAGUCUCCUCUGAACAGUUGAUGUUGAGAUGUGUCUGUUACUUGAACUCUGAAGCAUUUAUUUGGGAUGCAUUCUGAGGCUGGUAACUCUAAUGAACUGAUCCUCUGCAGCAGAGGUAACUCUGGGUCUUCCUUUCCUGUGGCGGUCCUCAUGAGAGUCAGUUUCAUCCUAGAGCUUGAUGUUUUUGCGACUGCACUAGUAAUGGACUUUCGGUUCUC